AUGAUUCAAGAACUCUUAUCUGCUGUUGUGGAAGAGAGGAAGUUCUCAUUCCCAGGCGGAGGUCGUCUUGUAUCUGACGAUGCUCCUUCUCCCUUCCUCUACUCUACGUCCACAGCCACCACCUUAUCUCCUUCUUCUUCUUCAUCUACCAUACAGCCUUCUUCCUCUCCAUCACCAUCAACAGCGUCUGAGCCGCCUCAGCAAAAGCUGAGGUGCCCACGAUGCGACUCCUCAAACACCAAAUUCUGCUACUAUAACAACUAUAACCUCACGCAGCCGCGCCACUUCUGCAAGACUUGCCGCCGUUAUUGGACCAAAGGCGGCGCCCUUCGCAACGUCCCUAUUGGUGGCGGGUGCCGCAAGGCCAAGCCGGUUCCAAUCGUCGCCGGCAGCGGGAAGUCUGGUGGUGGGAGCAAGCCUAACAAGCAAAUUCCUUCCCUUGAUGCCAUUGCUCGGGCCGGGUUCGGGUUCGAACCCGAGCUCUUCCAGCCCAGUCCAAUUCUAUGGACCGGGCCGACGGCGCCAACCCCACCGCCCCACACUUCCCAUCUUCUCGCUCUUCUGCGCGCUGGCGGAGGGGCUGCCAUCCGAAGUUUUGAACCCAGUCCUCUUAGCAGCCUUAGCUCCAUUAGAAUCAAGGAGGAAGGUAUGAUGGCCGAGCCCACAGGAGUCGGGCUGGGACUGAACGGCCUGAAUUUGGACCCAUUGGGUCAGUUCUCGAGUGCCGCUGGGAUGGGUUCUCUGUGGAGGAAUGAAGGGCAGAUGCCAUAUCUCCAGCUUCAGGAGAAUGGUUCGCCAUUUGGGGAUGCGGCGGCAGCCGCUGGAAUUCAGGAGCUUUACCAAAAGCUGCGGCCGCAAGCUUAUUGCAAUGAUCAGUUGAGCAUUGCCAUGAGCAAUGGUUGGUCAGCUCCCGGAUGUUCUUCUUUGGCAACUUCUGCAACAUUGACUAGUAGUAUUGGUGGUGGAGGGGGGAGUUCCAAUUCAGCUGUGGCUGGUGCUGAGCCAGCCAUGGGAGGUGAAUUCGGAUAUUGGAAUCCAGCAUUCUCAUCAUGGUCUGAUAUGUCGAGUACAAAUUAA
Molecule: messenger RNA, 1077 nt
Organism: Dendrobium catenatum
Lineage: Eukaryota; Viridiplantae; Streptophyta; Magnoliopsida; Asparagales; Orchidaceae
Product: dof zinc finger protein DOF5.7-like
Exons: 1
Coding region: 1-1077 (358 amino acids)
Biological process (GO): regulation of DNA-templated transcription
Molecular function (GO): DNA-binding transcription factor activity; DNA binding
Source: RefSeq, a predicted model, not a curated record